Messenger RNA from Spinacia oleracea (spinach), 1539 nucleotides. RefSeq lists its product as uncharacterized. The coding region runs from base 1 to 1539 and encodes 512 amino acids. NCBI's taxonomy places the organism in Eukaryota, Viridiplantae, Streptophyta, Magnoliopsida, Caryophyllales, Amaranthaceae. The record is from RefSeq and is a predicted model, not a curated record. The transcript is spliced from 2 exons.
AUGCCCGACGAUUUCAAAGAUCUGACAGACGACGAAGAGCCCCAAGGUGAGGAAGACGGAUCGAACCCGGACCCGGUGACCCAGCGCCUGAACAAGAUGGACGCUCGCAUGACAAAGCAUUACUCUCGCCUGAUGAAGCUAAUGAUCAAGCUACCCGGAGCACCCACACCAUUAGAGACCGAACCAACCGACGGGUAUGCGGCAUCACCAUUUUGUGAAACGAUCGCCAGAGUAACGGUUCCACACACACUUCGACUCCCUACGUGGACCACCCUGUAUGAUGGAACGUCUGAUCCUUACCGGCACGUCAACUUCUACAAGCAGCGCAUGUGGCAGAUCGGAAUCCCAUACGAUUUGGUCGAGCCUGUCAUGUGCAAGUCGUUCGGCGGUACCCUCGAUGGAGCAGCUCUGGAAUGGCUCAUGAACGUCGCCCCCGGAUCCAUCUCCUGCCUGUCCGACCUAAUCAACGCUUUUUAUCAGCAGUUCGCCAGCAGUCGCCAAUUGGAAAAGCAAACCAGUGACCUCUAUCGGACAGCUAUCGAGGCAUUCAAAAGAGGUCUCAUCCCCAAUUCGGAGCUGUACCGGGAAAUAACCAAAUACCCCUGUACAACCUUCGAGGAGGUGCGAUCGAGAGCCACCGCCCAAAUGUGGAUUGAAGACGACGAGGUCAUCCGGACGGCGUCCCAACGCUCAACAGGGGGCAGCAGCGACAGGAGAUCGUACACCCCAAGGAGUAGCAGCUGGCGACACCAGCCGUAUAACCGGCAGAACCAGGUACAAAAUUUCAAUCAAUACGAUGACGCUAACAAUGUUUACAGGAAUGAACGGGUCGUUUAUCCCCCCAUCUCCGAGUAUGGCUUCAACGUCGACAUCGGAGGCGUGGUAAACGCCCUUCAAAAUCUAGGUGGUACUGUCAGAUGGCCUAAGAAGAGCGACAGACCAGACUCCAUGAAGGACAUGAGCAGGUGGUGCGACUUCCACCGCGACAAUGGCCACACAACCGAGGAAUGCAUCUCCCUCAAAAAGGAGGUGGCGUAUCUAUUGAAAAGAGGCCACCUGAAGGAGCUGCUAAGCGACAAAGGGAAGGAGACGUACAACAAGGACAGCAACACCCAACCCAGCCCAGCACCAAGCGGCGACCGACCGGCCCCGCCCAUGUUCGAAAAAGUGGUAAAUGUUAUUUAUGGUGGUUCAGAUAUCUGUGGACUAACUUCUUCUGCAGCUAAAAAAAUCAACAGAGGCGAAUUUGAAGUUGUCAAAGAGGGGCAGAUCGAAGAUGAAGUAGCACUCGACAAGUCAUUAGCAACGAUGACAAUAACCUUCGACGAUUCAGAUUCAACCGACACACAACAGGAACACCACGACGGGCUAGUCAUAUCGCUCCCAAUAGGCAACACUCUCAUCAAAAGGAUACUGAUCGACAACGGCAGUUCAGCAAACGUACUGUUCUUAGAGGCUCUGCAAGAAAUGGGACUAGAAGAAAAGAGUAUAAUCAGAAGGUCGACGGUCUUAGUAGGAAUCAGUGGAGAGUCGCUAUGA